AUGCCUAUGAAUGCGUAUGAUCUAAUGAAUUCUGAAGGGAACUGGGAUAUGAAUGUUAUUAGCAAGUAUAUUGAUAAAUCCUCUCAUAAUGCUAUUAACUCUGUAGCUAUUAAUCUUUGCUUGCAUGAUAGAAUUAGAUGGAAAUCUACUAUUUCAGGAAAUUUAACUACUAAGUCUGUUUACAAUUUCUUGACUAAUGUAACUAUUGAUAAAGAUGAAGCAAGUUUUUGUAAGCAAAUAUGGAACCUUAAUAUUCUUCCUAAAGUAAAUAUGUUUUGCUGGAAAGUGGUUUCUAAUGCUAUUGCUUUAGGGAAAAACAUGUCCAAAUAUGUUAAGGAUUCUAAGCCGCAUUGUUUGCUUUGUGAUUCUCAUGACAUUGAAGAUGAAAUGCAUCUGUUUGUUAAUUGUCUAUUUUCUAGAAAGAUUUGGGAUGCUUUUGAGCUUAAUAACAUCUAUAACUACAGAGGAAAUCAGGACAUUAUACAUUGGUUUAAAUUUUGGUUGAACAGUAAAGUUUUCAAUGGCAAACACAACUUAAUUUAUUUCAUCAUCUGGUCCAUUUGGAAGUUUAGAAAUAGUGUGCAGUUUGAUAAGGCAGUGCCUAAUGUGCAUAAGCUAAUUGAUUUAGUUAAAGUUCCCCACCAAAAGUUCAAUAUUCCAGGGGACAACAAAACUAGUCAUGAUUCUGUCACAGCUAAGAAUUUACACUAUGAUAAUCGCACAAAUGGAAGAUGCACUUAUGAUUGGUUUAUUCAUUUUGAUGCAUCCUUUCUUGAAGCUGACUUUUCUAUGGGUUACGCCAAUCUCAAUUCUGGAUAA
Messenger RNA from Papaver somniferum (opium poppy), 819 nucleotides. RefSeq lists its product as uncharacterized. The coding region runs from base 1 to 819 and encodes 272 amino acids. The record is from RefSeq and is a predicted model, not a curated record. The transcript has a single exon. NCBI's taxonomy places the organism in Eukaryota, Viridiplantae, Streptophyta, Magnoliopsida, Ranunculales, Papaveraceae.